Messenger RNA from Ostreobium quekettii, 2115 nucleotides. The record is from the annotation of a GenBank genome assembly. Lineage: Eukaryota; Viridiplantae; Chlorophyta; Ulvophyceae; Bryopsidales; Ostreobiaceae.
AUGGCGGCCAAUGAGAUGCGAUCUUGGGGCUGGCUCGCUGGGUUGGUUGCCCUCGGUCUGGCUGCGUGCCUGGCGACGGCCCAGGAGCGGGCGGCCGCCGCAGAGACAAAUCUCAGCGCGUCCACGCUACCGGAGCUGUUGGCCGCGAUGCUGAGCGCCAACCGGGCAAAGGGGCCGGUCUCGAUCGCCCUGUCCGGGGACAUAUACCUGGACCCCGACCUGCUGUGGACGGUGCCAGAGUUGAGGGUGGACGUCGCGCUGCGGGGCGGGCGGCUGCUGGUGGACGACGUGCUGGCGGUUUGCUCCCUCGGGACCAAUGUCACGCUGACCCUGGAGGGCGUGGCGCUGCGCUACCGGCGGCUGGUGGGCCUGGGCACGAUGUUCGUGGGCGUGGUUGGGCUGGGGCGCAGCGGCAGGCUGGCGAUGCGCAACGUCACGGCGGAGGUGACGCCGAGGUCGUUCGGGCACAUUGAGGCCAACCUGGGCGGGGAGUACCCGGCCGGGAGGGCGGAGGGGAUCGAAAAGCUGCCGAUGGGGCGGGGCUUCAGCGUGGCUUCGCUGACCAUGGGGAGGGUGACAGUGCUGGAGUCCGUUUUCCGGGCGACUGACGAGUCGGUGGCCGUCUGGCCGGAGGCCUACGAGCAGCAGGUGUUCCGGGCCUCGCAGCUGGUGCACCAGCUGCGCAAGGCGCAGACGCCGGACCCCUUGCGCCCCUUCCGCCUCACGCUGGCGCGGACGAUGUCGCUGGCGCUGGAGGACGUGCCGGAGGGGCCCAUCCAGCUGAGGCGCAAGGUGGUGAUCCGGGGGCCGGGCGAGGAGGGCGUCGGCCUGUACCUCUUCGCGGACCUGCAGGGCGGUAAACUGCUCAACGUGUCGCAGGGCGGCAUGCUGGUCUUCCAGGACCUGACGUACGACUACCAGGCGGCCGUGCCGCCCACAUCCCAGUUCGGCGCGUGCACAAACCUCUCCUGCAUCGACACCGACACCAUGCUGCCCUUCACCUACGACCAGUCCUCCGCGGUCUGCAGCUACGUGUCCAUCAACACGUCCAUGCACACGUGGUGCCCGUUCGUCACGGGCCUGGCCAAGUGGCUCUUCCUGCGGCAGACGAGCCCUGGAACGGACACCACCUCGAGUGUCGUGCACCUCCCGGGAGUUGCCGAGCUGGCGGAGUUCAAGGCCGGGGACACGGAGUCGUUCAGCCUGGCGUCGUUCAUAGGCUCCGGGACCUGCGUGCACAACUCGGAGAUCACGUGCAGCGAGGCGGAAAUCGACCAGUCGGCGGGGAUCCUAAAACCUCCUCGGGGGGAGGGCAAGCGGCCGGAGCUGAAGGACAAGCCGGAGAAGUUCAAGGGCGAGGCGCGGACGGGGACGCCCCAGGGCAUCGGCGUGGGGGUGGCCACGGCGAUCGGCCUGGUGGGCGUGGUGCUGCUGUCCGUGACGGUGUUCGUCUUCGCGGUCGUGCUGCGGAGGCGGAUCGGCAAGCGCGGGCUGGAUUCCGAGGACGGGCGGUGGAUGGAUCAGCCCCUGGCAGGGGGGAGUUCCACGUGUGAGAGCGAGGGCUCAAGCGGAAGCCCGGGGCAGAAGAGCGCGAAUCAUGCGCUUCAAGAAGCGCCCGCCCCCGCGCCGGUGCCCAUGGUUGAGGUGGAUGUGGAGGAGAGGGGGGCGGGCGGGGGGGAGGGGUCGGUGUCCAUGGACCCGUCGUCGGUGAGCGGGGGCACGCUGAUGGAGAGGAAGUGGCGGGAGCUGAAGGAGGAGAUGCACAAGAUGAACGACGACUCGGUGCAGCUGCAGGAGCAGAUUGGGUCGGGUGAGUGGGGUGGGGGGAGGCUGUCGUUGUUCAUUGCGGCAUGCAUGGCUAUUGAAUCAGGUCAGGCGGUGGGGGGAGGUGGGCGUGCGUGGCCAGCCAGGAUGUCUUUUGGGGGGAUGUGGUUCUGCAGAGGCGUUUGGCACGUUGGUUCAAUGGGAGUGGUGAGCGUGUGCUGUGGCACUGCGCUCAACGUAGAUUGUGCCACGCAAGUCGCGCUUUUGCAGAUGACAUUGGAGCGGGCUGUCACACCCUCUUUGGCACCUUCAUCCUGGCAAUCAGUUUUGCAGGGGCAUCUUGGUGACUGA